AUGGACGUGUUCCUCACGAUCAGUUGCCACAAGACCACCAUCUUCAUGGACGCCAAGGAGUCGACUACCAUGUUUGAGCUGAAGCGUACCGUCGAGGGUAUCCUCAAGCAGCCGCCCGGUGAGCAGCAGCUGUACAAGGAUGACCAACUUCUGGAUGAUGGCAAGACACUGAGAGAGUGCGGCUUCACCAGUCAGACGGCAGGACCACAGGCCCCAGCCACCGUGGGGCUGGCCUUCCAGGCAGAUGAAGCUUUCAAGGCCCUGCGCAUGGAGCCCUUCUCUAGUCCACCCAAGCUGCCCGAUGUAAUGAAGCCACAGGACUCAGGAAGCAGCGCCAACAAACAAGUGGUGCAGUGAGAAGGCCCCGGGCCCAUCCCCAGUGCCCCCCCACCAAUAAAAGAGAUUUGGGUGUCAAAAAAAAAAAUGAAUGAAAUAUUGUCAUUUGCAACAAUGUGGAUGGAACUAGAAUGUAUUAUGCUAAGUGAAAUAAGUCAGAGAAAGACAAAUAGCACAUGAUUUCGUUCAUAUGUGGAAUUUAAGAAACAUAACUGAUGAACAUAGGGUAAGGGAAGGAAAAAUAAGAUAAAAACAGAGAAGGAAGCUAACCAGAAGAGACUCUUAAAUACAGAGAACUGACGGUUGCUAGAAGGGUACUGGGUGGGUGAUAGGCAUUAAAGAGAGCACUUGUUGGGAUGAGCACUGGGUAUUAUUGUAAAUGAUGAAUCACUAAAUUCUACUCCUGAAACCAUUAUUACACUAUAUGCUAAGUAACUUGGAUUUAAAUAAAAUUAAAAAAAAAGAAAUAGCAAGUGUUGGCAAGGAUGUGGAGGGAAAAGAACCCUUGUAUGCGGCUGGCAGAAAUGUAAAUCAGUGCAGCCACUGUGGAAAGCACUAUGGAGGUUCCUCAAAAAAUUAAAAACAGAAACACCAAAUGAUGCAGAAUCCCACUUCUAGGUACGUAACCAAAGAAAAUUAAAACAGGAGGGGCACCUGAGUGGCUCAGUCAGUUAAGCAUCUGACUUCAGCUCAGGUCAUGAUCUCACCACUCGUGAGUUCAAGCCCUGCAUCGGGCUCUAUACUGACAGCUCAGAGCCUGGAGCCUGCUUCAGAUUCUGUGUCUCCCUCCCUCUCUGCCCCUCUCCCACUCACACUCUGUCUCUUU
Molecule: messenger RNA, 1162 nt
Organism: Panthera uncia (snow leopard)
Lineage: Eukaryota; Metazoa; Chordata; Mammalia; Carnivora; Felidae
Product: elongin-B-like
Exons: 1
Coding region: 1-357 (118 amino acids)
Biological process (GO): transcription elongation by RNA polymerase II
Cellular component (GO): elongin complex; VCB complex
Molecular function (GO): protein binding
Source: RefSeq, a predicted model, not a curated record